UUUAUUAUUGCGUCAUUUCCUAUCUUCAAUAAGUGAGUGAACUGAAGUUCUUCUUGAAAUGACAACUUUAGUUUUGGCUGGUCUUGGCAUUGCUGGUGCAGCUUUUGCUGGCCGGUUUGCAGUUCAAGCAUUGAAGAAAGUAAAUUUUGCAGCAGCGUUUGAAGCUAUUCCAAAGACACUACCAAAUGCAAAUGCAUUAAAAGGAUAUUAUAAAGGUGGAUUUGAACCAAAAAUGACAAAACGAGAAGCCUCUUUAAUACUGGGUAUCAGUGCUUCAGCUCCUAAAGCCAGAAUAAGAGAUUCUCAUAGGAGAAUUAUGCUGCUAAAUCAUCCUGAUAGAGGGGGCUCUCCAUAUCUCGCCGCUAAAAUUAACGAAGCAAAAGACUACUUGGAGGAUUCAACAAAAUAGCCAUCGCUGCUGAGAAAUAUCUUUGAAGAAUUUGACGGUAAUAACGUGUAAUUCAUAGUAAGGGUAACUAGCCGAGGUAACCAAUUUUUGGCUAGUAUCGCUACUAUACUAAGGUAUUGAAAUUUCUUUUAACGAAGCAUAGGUUGUAAAACAUAGUCUGGCUGAAAUAUUAUCAGAUUGAUUUUCUGUUGAUCGGACACUUCGGACCCCUUUACAAGAGCGAAUUUCCUUCGGUAAAUUUUCUUUGAUAUGGAGAAUUAUUAUUCAAUCUUUUUGUCUAAAUUCAUUUAGCGUAAAUAAUUGAUGACUGAAAUACCCCAAUCCCACAGGCGAAAUGUAUUUGUUGUAAAGUAAAUAUUGUGCGCGGGGUGAAGCUUCAUGUAAUGUUUCAUCGAUUACAUGAGAGACUCGUACUUUAGUUUCUAUAUAGUAAAAAAGAUGACAAUUUACAUAAUAUAUUUAUUGAAUUCAUUAUAUAUAUUGUACAUUGUUCAUUUUGAACCAUUCCGUUAAAUAAUAGUUUUCUAUAAAACCUAAAUAUUUGUCCUUCCAUCGAAUCACAUCUUUUGUGUUCCCAAUGUAUUGUAGUGCCUAAUUUCAUUCGCAAUACCAUGCAUGCCCCAAUAUUUCCCUUUGGCAGCUGAUUUCACUUGUUUAUAAAGCAAUUUUUGCU
Dendronephthya gigantea is the source of this 1082-nucleotide messenger RNA. RefSeq names its product mitochondrial import inner membrane translocase subunit TIM14-like. Gene Ontology annotation, biological process: protein import into mitochondrial matrix. Lineage: Eukaryota; Metazoa; Cnidaria; Anthozoa; Malacalcyonacea; Nephtheidae. The record is from RefSeq and is a predicted model, not a curated record. Gene Ontology annotation, molecular function: ATPase activator activity. Gene Ontology annotation, cellular component: PAM complex, Tim23 associated import motor. Bases 59 to 409 code for a protein of 116 amino acids. The transcript is spliced from 6 exons.